Molecule: messenger RNA, 573 nt
Organism: Candidula unifasciata
Lineage: Eukaryota; Metazoa; Mollusca; Gastropoda; Stylommatophora; Geomitridae
Source: the annotation of a GenBank genome assembly
AUAUACGGAACAGACACAGUCGGCUGUUUCAUUGUCGGAUACAUGAUGGUCUCAUUUGGGACGGGUAAUUUGAUCGCUAUAUUAGCCAUGGACAAACUCAAGCCGUGCUCUGCUCAUCCUGUCUUUUUAUCACUGGGUUUCAUACUAAACGCCACUGUUCUUGUACUGACGUCGCUAUGGAAACCAGACUCCAGCCAAUCAUCGGAACUUCUGCUAUACACUGCAUUCUGGGGUUUGGCAGACGGGACCCUGCAGGCACAGUCUCAAGCUGUGGUGACACGAUACGCAAGAGAAGAGAAAGAUACCGCCAUGACAAUCUUCAGAAUUUGCCAAGGCGUUGGCCUUAUUGCCAGCUUCUUAACAUCCAUCUUUUCACACAAACUAAUGACGUCGUUGUACACUGCUAUGGUCCUACACGUCAUCGGGUUUGUAGGACUGGUUUUGGUAGCAACAGAAGUGGCAAAGAGAGAGAAAAACGCCCGAAAUGAGCUGAUCAGUGGAGCCAACGGCAACAGUGAAGCGGAGCAGAGUGCAGUCAGUCAUGGAGUCGAGAGCGAGGCAGAAAUGACUUGA